Molecule: messenger RNA, 1672 nt
Organism: Phaeodactylum tricornutum CCAP 1055/1
Lineage: Eukaryota; Bacillariophyta; Bacillariophyceae; Surirellales; Neidiaceae
Exons: 4
Coding region: 1-1590 (529 amino acids)
Source: RefSeq, a predicted model, not a curated record
AUGGGUCCUUCCGAUGGUCCAUGGGUUCGGUCUAUGGGGUUUUCGUCUAUGGGGUUUCCGGUCUAUAGGGUUUCCGUCUAUGGGGUUUCCGUCUAUGGGGUUUCCGUCUAUGGGGUUUCCGUCUAUGGGGUUUCCGGUCUAUGGGGUUCGGGUGGAAGAGACUCGUUCCUCCUCGAUAGGCUAGCUACUAUAGAGGGCUCGAUGUGGACUGGUCGAUACGGAAGACGGACGGGCGUCCACGAAAGAUCCCGAUACAAUCACGUUCGGGAUCCGAUCCUACGGGCCGUGUUGCACGCACGCGCGCGUGUUCCCAAUCGUCCCGCAUCGGUUGGGUCUCCAACGGUCGAUGGUUCGUCACGUCCGACACGGGCAACCAACAAACUGGAAACCGCUCUCGACCCAAUAGUACCUAUUCGCGUGGAAACCGUCGUACCCCUCCUCGUCGUUCCAAACCCCUCGUGUGCGAUUCCGCGAACGCACCGGAGUGCGCGUGUUGUACCAGCCUACCGAGCCUUCCCACACACCCGCGAUACACAAAAAACCAGUGACUUGCCCGGUUCGUUUCUUUGGCAGGUAUUCGCGUGUAUUCCAUUCUCGACCAUCCUAGUGUACCCGCAACACCAUACUCGUCUCCCAUUCCAAGGUAUAAGUAUGGUAACUCCCGUUCCGCACAAUCCCUUCCGUACGGAAGGCAAGGAACCGUGGCGUCGUCCGGGAGGACCGUCGGGGGGUCCACCACCAUUGCAUCAUCCACCCCAUUCGUCUCGUGCGUGGACUGUGUGGGUAACCGUCCUCACCGUCGUCACGGCCACGGCGUGUGUUUUGGGCUACGGCCGGCCGUCACCCACCAUUUCCACCACGUUGACAACGUCGUCGUUGCCGAACGCACCGACGCGUCCACGAUCCGCUGGAGGCGUGCGGGGACAAUCCGCACGAGCCAGUGACGCCGUUGUGGGGGAGACGUCCGCACGAGUCGGUACGAGUCCGGAAGCCGCGGAACAAGCAGAACAACGCACCGACGAAGCCACGUGGGAAGAAGAACGAUUGGCGCGGGAACGAGUGCGUCCGGAAGACAAGUCCUACGUGAAUCUCUUUCCCGCCGACGUGACCAGCAAGCAUCUUAUUGAUGCGGCCAAGGGAAAAGUCAAGAAACGCAACGAUAAACAAGAAGUGCUGACGGGCGAUCACGUCUUUGGACGGGAUCCGGAAGAAGCAACCGACGAGGAAGAAACGGAAGAACAGAAGGAGCGAGAGGAACCGGUUGUCGACGAACCAGACGAACCCAGACAGGCUCCCGAAGUACAACUGGUUCAUACGGAAAAAAUGGUAGCCGAAGUAGCCGCAGCGGAGGAUGAGAAACAGAAACAGAAUGCCCAGGACAACACCAAUCCUGAACUCCGAGACUCAGUCGCCUCGGCAAAGGCUCUUGCGUCGUCCGAGGCCAACAGCACUAGUACUACAGCCAACAACAACAACAACACUACGGGCAGCGAACCAAUGGGCACCUCCGAGGACGCGUCCCAUAAAGUUGACUCGCAACCGGCUCCCACGGUAGUGCUCCCCCGGGAAGACGCCAUCCGCGAAUCGUGACGACGUUAAGACACUGUUUCCGGGAGACGCGUCCCUUUGCAUACCUAAUGCAUCUUUAUACGUUAUCUCUUUAUAUACACAC